AUGGGAGGAGUGAGAAGUCAACCUCUUACGUCRGGGGGAGGCAUGACUAUCAACCAGCCUCACCCUGAUGAAGAAAUUUACAGUGGCCAGCUUCCCGCUAUCGGAGUUCAGACUACGUUUAAUCUUGACGAAUUACCCCCUCCCCCUGACUACAAAGAUCUAUACUUUCCUCCACCUCCAAAACCGUUUUCAACAACUAUAAUUACAAAAAGACCGAGAGAGAUUAGUUUUCCUGCAGUAACAAUCUGUAAUCUUAAUCAUGUCAGCAAGAAGGAAUAUGCCAAGGCAACUCGAGCAUAUGAAGUGAACAAAACCGACGAGCAACUCGAGAGAGAUAUUCAGCUAACAAUGGCGUCAAUGCAGAGGAGAGGUAAUCAAAGUGAUUUAAGCUCAAACGACGAGUUGUCGAUGUUCAAGCUUUUAAACGCUUCUGAGAACUAUCAUCGACGAGGGAAUCGACUUCUAAACACUUUGAAACAAUACUCGCACAAAAUAGAAGGCAUGCUGUCGUUCGAUUGGAUUGAGCCCUGUGUAUGGCGAGGAGUUAAAUGCUCACCUGCAAAUUUCAGUUCCUUUGUCACUUUAAGGAUGGGCCAGUGCUUUACCUUCAACUCUGGGGAAAAAGGUCAUGAACGUCUAAAGUCUUAUAUCCCUGGGCCAACGAAUGGUUUACGACUUCGCCUGAACGUCGAGGAAGAAGAUCAUGUCAGUGACUCUACUUCCAACAUCGCUGGAUUUAAAGUUUCCAUACAACAUCAAGAUGAAUAUCCAGGUGUGGAUGAGUUUGGUUUUGCAUUGCAGCCUGGAACCCACACGUUUGCUGCUAUUCGAGCAUUUAAGAUGAAAAGGUUAGAAGACCCAUACGAAGCAAAUUGCAGCUCACCUAAGGAUGACAUCUCCAAGGCCUACAACAAAACAUAUUCCGUUAAUUCUUGUAGUCUGCUAUGUUUCAUGAGGUACAUUGCACAAGCAUGUGGCUGUCAACUGCUGAUGGAGAUAAUCCCGGGAAAAGAAGUCUGCUCUCUUAAGGAAUCUUUCGAAUGUGCCUAUCCAAAGAUCUAUGUCACGAUAGCAGGGAUCGCUGAUCUCGGCGUUAACUACCUGGAACAAGCGUUGAGACCAGGAAUCGAAAAGUUGGGCCAGUGCUUUACCUUCAACUCUGGGGAAAAUGGUCAUGAACGUCUAAAGUCUUAUAUCCCUGGGCCAACGAAUGGUUUAAGACUUCGCCUGAACGUCGAGGAAGAAGAUCAUGUCAGUGACUCCAACAUCGCUGGGUUUAAAGUUUCCAUACAACAUCAAGAUGAAUAUCCAGUUGUGGAGGAAUUUGGUUUUGCAUUGCAGCCUGGAACCCACACAUUUGCUGCUAUUCGAGCAAUUAAG
This is a messenger RNA of Exaiptasia diaphana, 1380 nucleotides long. RefSeq names its product acid-sensing ion channel 1. Gene Ontology annotation, biological process: sodium ion transmembrane transport. The annotation marks the transcript as partial. Gene Ontology annotation, molecular function: ligand-gated sodium channel activity. Gene Ontology annotation, cellular component: membrane. The record is from RefSeq and is a predicted model, not a curated record. The transcript has 6 exons. Lineage: Eukaryota; Metazoa; Cnidaria; Anthozoa; Actiniaria; Aiptasiidae.